Messenger RNA from Erythranthe guttata (spotted monkey flower), 1462 nucleotides. RefSeq names its product GATA transcription factor 9. Gene Ontology annotation, biological process: positive regulation of DNA-templated transcription; cell differentiation. Lineage: Eukaryota; Viridiplantae; Streptophyta; Magnoliopsida; Lamiales; Phrymaceae. The record is from RefSeq and is a predicted model, not a curated record. Gene Ontology annotation, molecular function: sequence-specific DNA binding; zinc ion binding. Gene Ontology annotation, cellular component: nucleus.
AUAUUAAUUUAGAGUUUACACCACAAGUUUUGUUGUAUUUCCAAUUGUACCCCGUGGUUUCACUCAUAAAAAACCCAUCCCCUUCUCACAUUCACUUUCAACAUAGACACCAUUUCAAAGUACAGUAAUUCUCUCUCCUUUCUCUCUCUACCGUUUUCUCUCUCUACCGUUGCUCUGCUUUUGUGAAAAGUUGGAAAUUCGGAUUAUGGAGUAUUUGGCCGGGGAUUACGCUGAAUUUUCGUCGGUCGACAAUGGGAAUUUCAAUCACAGCAGUAAUGGCGGUGGCGGCGUUCAUUUUAUCGUCGACGAUUUGCUCGAUUUUUCCAAGGCGGACGAGACCAUGACCGACGCGUUUUUCGACACUCUGGCCGGGAAUUCCGGUGAUUCCUCCACGGUUACGGCGGUCGACAGCUGUAAUUCGUCGGUUUCCGGCGGUGGAGACGGCCAAUUCAACGGUGACGUCAGCUGCCGGAGCUUUAACGACACGCAGUUCUCCGGCAACGAACUCUGCGUUCCGUAUGAUGAUUUAGCGGAGCUGGAAUGGCUUUCCAAUUUCGUGGAAGAAUCGUUCUCAACAGACGACCUCCACUUCAUCCCCGCCACCAACGCCGCCGCCGCCGCCGCCGCCGCAGCAGCAACCAAGGCUGUAGCCGCAGACGCCUCUUCCUCUGUCAUCACCACCAACUCGCCGCCUCAACCAAUUUUCCCUACCGAGGUCUCAGUCCCCGGAAAAGCCCGCAGCAAACGCUCACGCGCCGCCCCCUGCGACUGGUCCUCCCGCCUCCUCCUCCUCUCCCCCUCCUCAAACCCCCAAGCGGCGCCGCCGCCGCAGCAGCAGCAUAAGAAAAGGGAGCCAUCGGAAACUCCCGGCCGGAGAUGCCUCCACUGCGCAUCGGAAAAAACCCCACAGUGGCGAACAGGCCCGAUGGGCCCGAAAACUCUCUGCAACGCGUGUGGGGUACGAUACAAGUCGGGUCGGUUGGUACCCGAAUACCGACCCGCCGCCAGCCCCACUUUCAUAUCCGCCCGACACUCGAAUUCACACCGGAAAGUAUUGGAGCUCCGGAGACAGAAGGAGGUGCAAGUAGUCCACCAUCACAAACAGCACCACCACCCGCAAUUGAUCAGCCACCAUCAGCCUUCGAUUUUCAACGGCUGUGAUGAGUUCCUGAUUCAUCACCACGGUAGCAUUAACGGUCCAGAUUUGAGGCACAUGAUCUAGUUCUGCGUGUGUGUGUGAGAGAGCUACUAGUGUACGGAGAUGGGUCCCACAUGCCUGCUAAUUUUUUUUAUUAGUCAUAACCCAAUUUUUCUAAUUUCACCUUUAAUUAAAUCUGGUUUUAGAAUUAUUUGAAUUCUCGAAAUAGAAAAGUGGAGGGAGAAGAUGGUCAAAUUAAAUUGUAGAAGCUGUAACGCAAUAUUUUAAAUUUUCUUUAAAUUUUGAUAAAUGUUAUUAUUUUUA